Salvia miltiorrhiza (redroot sage) is the source of this 861-nucleotide messenger RNA. RefSeq names its product rho GDP-dissociation inhibitor 1-like. Gene Ontology annotation, biological process: Rho protein signal transduction. The record is from RefSeq and is a predicted model, not a curated record. The transcript has 5 exons. Gene Ontology annotation, molecular function: protein binding; Rho GDP-dissociation inhibitor activity. Gene Ontology annotation, cellular component: cytoplasm; cytosol; membrane. The coding region runs from base 1 to 660 and encodes 219 amino acids. NCBI's taxonomy places the organism in Eukaryota, Viridiplantae, Streptophyta, Magnoliopsida, Lamiales, Lamiaceae.
AUGGAGCGUGAGAAGAUAGAAGUGGCAGGGUCAUCUAAACAGGAGCUGGAGAUGAAGGGAGAAGAGAGGGUUUUUGAUGAAGAAGACGAUGAUGAUGAUCAUCAAGAAAGCAAAGAGGUUUUUGGAAAUUUCGUUCCUGGCCCUCUUCUUCCUCUCAAAGUGCAGAUUGAGAAAGACAAGGAAGAUGAGAGUUUAAGAAGGUGGAAAGAGAAGCUGCUUGGUGGCCUUGAUAGUGAUCUAAAUGGGAAUGUGGAGCCGGAGGUUAAGUUUCACUCGAUUGGAAUCAUAUCCUCUGAUUUUGGGGAGAUUAGCACUCCAUUUCCCAUUUGUGAAGAGCAGAGCAAGCAGAUACAUUUCACCCUGCACGAGGGCUCCGAGUAUCAGCUUAAGCUAACAUUCUCCGUUCUUCAUAACAUUGUAUCGGGCCUGGCAUAUACAAACUCUGUUUGGAAGGGUGGAAUUCAAGUCGAUCAAAGCAGAGGAAUGCUUGGCACUUUUGCUCCACAAAAGGCCCCAUAUGUACACACCUUAGAGGAAGAGACUACUCCAUCCGGGGUGCUGGCACGAGGGGUGUACGCAGCCAAACUAAAGUUUGAGGACGAUGACAAGCGACGCCAUGUGGAGCUGAAUUACUCGUUCGAGAUACAAAGGAGGCACUAAAAGGUCUUGGUUUAUUCACAUUGUUGAAUGUUGAGUCAAAAAUGGAUUCUUUUCUCCAAUUUUCCUAUAUUUCCGUAGUUAAUGAGAACUGGAAUACGGGGUUACAUAUUAGAAUAUGAUAUCAGCUGAUCCCAACAAACAAACAUGGGAUUUCUUCUUCAGAAUCAAAGAUUAAUGCAUUUGCCAUAAUAGGCUUCUGGA